AUGAAUGUCGAAGACGUCAACAAACUUAAAAAUGAUUUCAAUAAAGCAAUUGCAGGUGGCAGAGAACCUGCUGUAAUAGACAUCCUUAAAAAGCUAAAAGCGGAAGUUAAAGCUACCAAGGAUUUAUUGAAGAAAACUGAAAUUGGAGUUUACGUCAACAAACAAAAAGCACACACAAAUCCAAGCAUUGCCAAUCUUGCCAAAGAAAUUGUGAAAAAGUGGCGAACCGACGUCCAAAAUGACGAAAAAGCAAAGAAAAAUAAAACUAAUGAAGUUCGUCAAGUGAAUGGUGUGCCACCAAAAAAACCAGUUACCAAUAAACCAAAUACUAAUGGUUCUUCGAGCCCCGUUCAGCCAUACAAAAUUCAAAGAUCUAAUUCUCAAAGCUCUACCGCUCCAACUCCGGCCACCUCAUUACCGGAUACGCCUUAUUCAGAGAAUGGCGGUGGUGGCGAAAGGAAUUUCAAUGCAGAUGGUGUCAGAGUUGACCAGUCUAUUGACAAAAAACGCAUUAAGAUGGUUGAGAUUUUGUACAAUGCUCUUGUUUUUGAUUCUUUUGCUGAUUCUUCGACAAUCAUUUUAAAAGCGACUGAAAUUGAGGAACAAGUGUACAGGCAAUUCAAUAAUAUGGAGAAAGAAUACCGUGAGAAGUUACGAGGCUUGAUAUUCAAUUUAAAGGAUCGUUCGAAUCCUGGAUUAAGACAUAGCGUCGUGAAGGGUGAACUGACAGUUCAAAGACUGUGCACCAUGUCAAAACAGGAAAUGGCAUCGGAAGAAAAAAAAGCUCGAGAUGCCCAAAUACGAGAACAGCUUCUUUUCCAAGCCCGUGGUGCAGGUCAACAAGAAGCUGAAACUGACGCUUUCAGCACAGAUUUGCAAGAAUUAUUCUAA
Molecule: messenger RNA, 891 nt
Organism: Ambispora gerdemannii
Lineage: Eukaryota; Fungi; Glomeromycota; Glomeromycetes; Archaeosporales; Ambisporaceae
Source: the annotation of a GenBank genome assembly